AUGACCAAAAUUCUGGUUUUUGUUUGGAACACGACCGAUUUUCUGGGACUUGGACAUUACGUGUGGUGGAAUGCUGGUAUUGUUUGUCAGGGAGGGAGUGUCCCCCCUGCCUCCAAUUCUCGACUCUCACCUCUCUCCCACGAGCCUGCGGGUUUUUAUAAUGUGGACAUUCCUAUGGAUUCAACUAAGGAUGUGAAGAAAAAGGAAAAAGAACUCCAAGCGAUGGAAGCCGAGCUAAACAAAAGAGAAAAGGAACUGAAAAGGAAGGAAGAGGCUGCGUCGCGAGCUGGCAUUGUCAUAGAAGACAAAAACUGGCCACCCUUUUUCCCUCUCAUUCAUCACAAUAUUUCAAAUGAGAUACCCAUCCAUCUACAAAAAAUGCAGUACCUUGCAUUUUCAUCAUUUUUGGGAAUUGCUCUCUGCCUCUUCUUUAAUAUCAUAGCGACUACAACUGCAUGGAUUAAGGGAGAAGGUGUCAUGGUUUGGUUGCUUGCCAUUAUCUACUUCAUAUCUGGUGUCCCUGGGGCUUAUGUGUUAUGGUAUCGCCCUCUUUAUAAUGCGAUGAGAACUGAGAGUGCUUUGAAGUUUGGGUGGUUUUUCCUAUUUUACAUGAUUCACAUAAUCUUCUGCGUGUGGUCAGCUGUGUCUCCCCCAUUCCCUUUCAAAGGAAAUUCUUUGACUGGGAUUUUGCCUGCCAUUGAUGUCAUAACCAAGAGCCUUAUUGUUGGGAUAUUUUACUUUGUUGGAUUUGGAUUGUUCUGCCUUGAAUCACUGCUGAGCAUAGGUGUCAUUCAGCAAGUGUACAUGUACUUCCGUGGAAGUGGAAAAUCCCAGGAGUUGAAACAACAGGCAGCACGUGGUGCCCUGAGCUCUGCGUUCUGA
Molecule: messenger RNA, 882 nt
Organism: Triticum turgidum subsp. durum (durum wheat)
Lineage: Eukaryota; Viridiplantae; Streptophyta; Magnoliopsida; Poales; Poaceae
Source: the annotation of a GenBank genome assembly